GCAUCUGCAGGGCUGUCAUGCAGAAGAGGGAGCAGACAGAGGGUUCCAGGGGCUCUGAGACACCGGUUGGAAGAUUCUGGGAGGCAGGUUUCCUGCAGCCUCAUAGAGACUUUUCUCCAGGCCUCUAGAUGCAGGCUCUGCAUUGGUGUGUGUGGCGUGUGAGUGGGUGCUGUGGUGUGUGUCUGUGUGUCUGUGAUAAUGAGCGUGUGAGGUGUGUGAGUGCAUAUCUAUGUGAGUAAACGUGUGUGUGUGUGAGUGUGUGUCAUUGUGAGUGUGUGUCAUUGUGUGUGUCUGUGUGUGAGUUUGAUCGUGUCUGUCUGUGAGUGUGAUAGUAAGAUGGAUGUCUGUGACUGGGUGUCGUGUGAGUGUGUAAUUGUAUGUAUGUCUCUGUGUGUGCUUGUGUGUGUGAAGGUGUGUGUGAGUGUGACUGUGUGAUCUUUGUGCUGGUGAUGAUUAGGCCACUUCAGGGGUCCCAGUCUUUUCAGAGAUUCCCUGUGUAAAGAUCUGGAGCCCACAGGGUCUAAAACCAGACUCUGUGUUUCUGGGAUGCCUACGUUCCAGGGUUCUGGAAUUCUGUGGCUGACAGGCGCUCACAAGCGUGAGGGACCAUCACGGGCUCAUUGUAUGCUGGCCUAGUGGCUGGUGGCGUGGUCAGGUGCUGAUGUGUUACCCCAGUUCAUCCUCCCAGCGAGCCUGCCACGGGACAGCCGCCACCCUCAUUUUAUAGACAGGGUAUCCGAGGUCCCUGCCAGGCUGAGCCAUGUGCCAAGGUGGGCUGGUGUCAGAGCCGGGACUCUGACACAGGUCUCGGCUUCCAGUGCCUGUGCUCUGAAACAUACACUAUAGAGUGUCAGGUGACCGUAAUUAAUAUCUUGGGCCGCUAAGGUCCUGGGUGAUUCUAAGAUAUUCUGAUUCUGAGAUUCCUGGAUUCUAGAAUUCCCGGAUUGAAUGUGUAGCUUGUUCUUCGAGCUGUGACAUUAGCUGAUGUGUGGUUGUUGACAAAGGGAUAAACAAGUUGCUUAUUGCCUGUGUGCACCUGUGAACACACACACACGCACACGGCCUGGGGUGACCAGGCCAGGCCUCAGCAGACACAAGCCUUCCCCAUACCACGCUCUAAAGGCUCUGGAAAGCUCUGGGAGGCAGAUUUCCCCAUAGACUUGGGAAGACUUGGAGGGGCUUUGCCCACACUGGGGGUCUUGGCUGGACCAGCAGCUAUAUUUGCACUGCAUGGUGACUUAAGUGGGAGGGAAGGACUGGUUUCAGGGCACCUUUCCUUGUCCCACAGUGGUGCCUGUGAUGGUUCAGCGCUUGGGCUCAGGGGCUGCAGACCUGGACUGGGACCCUGACCCUGCCCUAUACUAGUUGCAUGGUCUCGGGCACUGCCGGACUUCCCUGGUCCCCAGUCUCCUCCAUGAAGUAGGAAUAAGCAUGGUCUGUACGUCAUGGGACUGUGUUGGGAAUCGACAUAAACAAUGCAUAGAAAGCCCUCUGCCCAUUGCCUGGUACAGGGUCAGACUCAGUCAGAGCCUCUGUGACGCUGUGAUGAUGGUGGCGGUGGUGGUGAUGGUGGAGAUGAUGGUGACGGUGGUGAUGGCGGUUCUGGUGACGGUGACGGUGGUGAUAGCAAAGAGAGGACUGGGUGGCAGCCCCUGGGGAUGGCACAGCUGGCCCCAUACACGCUUGGACAGCCACCUUCGUGGGUCCUAGAGAGCCUUUCCAUCGAGGUUACGUCACCUCUUCACAGGGGCCUGCAGAGGGAGGCAGGAGAGGAAGGCUGAGGCUCCAGGAGGCCAGUGGGGUCAGGAGUGGGGGCGGGUGUUCUAGACACAGUGGGGUCCUGUCCCUGCUCGUGGAGGCCAGUCGAGUUACGACACCACUGCCUGCAGGGACCCCUGGGACCAUCUAGAGGGAGGAGGCUCUGGCUGUGGAAGCAGCUGAGACUCUGGGCCCAGAUGGGCCUGAGUUGGAAUCCACCAAUGCUGCCACCUAAGGCACGUCCUCUGCUCUCUCUGAGUCUCCAUCUGCAGACAGGUUGGAGCCCAGGGGGCACCAGCUGCCAAAGGCCCAAGAGCCUUCCGCUGUAGGCACAUGGGCACUGGGGCCAGGAGCUGGGCUGCAGGCGUGGAGCAGAGGGAACUGGGACUGGGGAGUAGGCCCGAAGGCUGUCGCCUGGGCUGCUGCGAGGGAGCAGGUCAGCGGUAGAGGCUGGCUGGGCCCUGGGGAGUGGGUUGGAGGCUCCCCGCAGCGUGUGGGGAGAGGUGUGAGGGCAAAGGACAACACAGUGUGACAGCUUUAAACGGGGCCGAGCGAGGCAAAGAGCAAGAUAGUACAACGUGGAUGGAGCUUAGAGGGAGGAGAGGAAGCGGCUCUGUGUGGUCCCAGAGGCCACGGCAGCUCUUUCCACCUCUGUGGUUGCAGGAAGGACUUCGACAGAGCUAGGUGCGGUGGCACGGGGGCCCAGGCGAGGCCAGGCUCUUCUGCCUGUAAAACAUACCUCAAAUCCACCGCCUUCCUUUCACCUCCACCAGCAUCCCAGGUCGGCCCAGCCCAUCUCUCCGGUCUCCUUCCGACCGUCCUUGCUCCAGCCCUGCCCCUCCACCCUGUCUCCCUUCAGCCCACAGAGGGACGGCUUAAAAACAGAGACCAGAGCAAAGCACUCCCUGAGUAAAAACCCUUCUGUGGCUUCCUGUUGCGCUUGGACUAAAACCCGAGCUCCUUCCGUGGGCUCACAGUGGGCCCCGCCGAACUCUUCAGUUUCAUCCCCCCGCUUGCCCCUUGCUCAGCCACACUGGUCUCGUUUCCGUUCCUUAAAUGCACUGAACGUUCCAGCCUCCCAGCCGUUCCUGGUACCUGGAGGGCUCUUGCCCGAGACCACCCAUGGCCGGGCUCCCUGCUCAGUGCCGACAUGGCCGAGAGCUCCCCACUGCCCUCCUCCCCUGCCGCAGCCCCGGCGGCUGAGCCAGGAGUCACGGAGCAGCCCGGGCCCCAGAGCCCCCCUCCCUCCCCUCCAGGCCCGGAGGAGCCCCUGGACGGAGUCGAUGCAGACGUCCCUCGCCCAGAUCUGGCGCCCGUUGCCUUCUUCUGCCUGCGACAGACCACCAGCCCCCGGAACUGGUGCAUCAAGCUGGUGUGCAACCCGUGGUUUGAAUGUAUCAGCAUGCUGGUGAUCCUGCUGAACUGCGUGACACUUGGCAUGUACCAGCCGUGCGACGACAUGGACUGCCUGUCAGAACGCUGCAAGAUCCUACAGGUCUUUGAUGACUUCAUCUUUGUCUUCUUUGCCAUGGAAAUGGUGCUCAAGAUGGUGGCCCUGGGCAUUUUUGGCAAGAAGUGCUACCUUGGGGACACAUGGAACCGACUGGAUUUCUUCAUUGUCAUGGCAGGGAUGGUCGAGUACUCCCUGGACCUCCAGAACAUCAACCUGUCGGCCAUCCGCACCGUGCGUGUCCUGAGGCCCCUCAAAGCCAUCAACCGUGUGCCCAGUAUGCGGAUCCUGGUGAACCUGCUCCUGGACACGCUGCCCAUGCUGGGGAAUGUCCUCCUGCUCUGCUUCUUUGUCUUCUUCAUCUUUGGCAUCAUCGGCGUGCAGCUCUGGGCGGGCCUGCUGCGCAACCGCUGCUUCCUGGAGGAGAACUUCACAAUACAAGGGGAUGUGGCCCUGCCCCCCUACUACCAGCCGGAGGAGGACGACGAGAUGCCCUUCAUCUGCUCCCUGUCGGGGGACAACGGCAUCAUGGGCUGCCACGAGAUUCCCCCGCUCAAGGAGCAAGGCCGCGAGUGCUGCCUGUCCAAGGAUGACGUCUAUGACUUUGGGGCGGGGCGCCAGGACCUCAACGCCAGUGGGCUCUGUGUCAACUGGAACCGCUACUACAAUGUGUGCCGCACAGGCAGCGCCAACCCCCACAAGGGCGCCAUCAACUUUGACAACAUCGGCUACGCCUGGAUCGUCAUCUUCCAGGUGAUUACCCUGGAGGGCUGGGUGGAGAUCAUGUACUACGUGAUGGACGCGCACUCCUUCUACAACUUCAUCUAUUUUAUCCUGCUGAUCAUAGUGGGCUCCUUCUUCAUGAUCAACCUGUGCCUCGUUGUCAUAGCGACCCAGUUCUCGGAGACCAAGCAGCGGGAACACCGGCUGAUGUUGGAGCAGCGGCAGCGUGACCUGUCCUCCAGCACGGUGGCCAGCUAUGCCGAGCCCGGCGACUGCUACGAGGAGAUCUUCCAGUACGUCUGCCACAUCCUGCGCAAGGCCAAGCGCCGGGCCCUGGGCCUCUACCAGGCCCUGCAGAGGCGGCGCCAGGCCCCGGGGGCACCCGGCUCCACCAAGCCCAAGCCCCACGUCAAGGACCCCAGGCACUACAAGCUGUGCCCCCGACACAGCCCCCCGGACUCAACGCUCCACACGCCGGUGCAGCCCGUCUCUGCCAUUCUGGCCUCCGACCCCGCCAGCUGCCCCCGCUGCCAGCACGAGGCGGGCCGGCCGCCCUCAGGCCUGGGCAGCAGCAACUUGGGCCAGGAGGGCUCAGGCUCCGGGGGCUCAGGCUCCGGGGGCUCGGGCGGCGGCGAGGACGAGGCCGGCGGGCCCGGGGCCCGGAACGGUGAGGACGGGGCCUCCUUGGAGCUGGAGAAGGAGGACGAGGAGGGGCAGGAGGAUGGGGCUGCCUGGCUGUGCGGAGACGUGUGGCGGGAGACACGAGCCAAGCUGCGGGGCAUCGUGGAGAGCAAGUACUUCAACCGGGGCAUCAUGAUGGCCAUCCUGGUCAACACCGUCAGCAUGGGCAUUGAGCACCACCAGCAGCCCGAGGAGCUGACCAACAUCCUGGAGAUCUGCAACGUGGUCUUCACCAGCAUGUUUGCCCUGGAGAUGCUGCUGAAGCUGGCCGCCUUCGGGCUCUUUGACUACCUGCGGAACCCCUACAACAUCUUCGACAGCAUCAUUGUCAUCAUCAGCAUCUGGGAGAUUGUGGGCCAGGCGGACGGCGGGCUGUCGGUGCUGCGGACCUUCCGGCUGCUGCGGGUGCUGAAGCUGGUGCGCUUCAUGCCUGCGCUGCGGCGGCAGCUCGUGGUGCUCAUGAAGACCAUGGACAAUGUGGCCACCUUCUGCAUGCUGCUCAUGCUUUUCAUCUUCAUCUUCAGCAUCCUUGGCAUGCACAUCUUUGGCUGCAAGUUCAGCCUCCGCACGGACACGGGAGACACCGUCCCUGACCGGAAGAACUUCGACUCCCUGCUGUGGGCCAUUGUCACGGUGUUCCAGAUCCUUACCCAGGAGGACUGGAACGUCGUCCUCUACAAUGGCAUGGCCUCCACCUCCCCCUGGGCCUCCCUCUACUUCGUUGCCCUCAUGACCUUCGGCAACUAUGUGCUCUUCAACCUGCUGGUGGCCAUCCUGGUGGAGGGCUUCCAGGCGGAGGGCGACGCCAAUCGCUCCUACUCGGACGAGGACCAGAGCUCAUCCAACAUGGAGGAGUUUGACAAGCUCCAGGAGGGCCUGGACAGUGGCGGAGAUCCCAAGCUCUGCCCAAUCCCCAUGACCCCCAAUGGGCACCUGGACCCCAAUCUCCCACUGGGUGGACAUCUGGGCCCCACUGGGGCUGCAGCAUCCGCCCCCCGCCUCUCGCUGCAGCCAGACCCCGUGCUAAUGGCCUUGGGCUCCCGCAAGAGCAGUGUCAUGUCACUGGGGAGGGUGAGCUACGACCAGCGCUCCCUGUCCAGCUCUCGGAGCUCCUAUCACGGGCCGUGGGGCCGCAGUGGGGCCUGGGCCAGCCGUCGCUCCAGCUGGAACAGCCUCAAGCACAAGCCCCCAUCGGCGGAGCACGAGUCCCUGCUCUCAGCGGCAGAGCGCAGCGGCGGCGCCCGGGCCUGCGAAGGUGCCCGGGAGGAGGGGCCGCUGCGGGCCGCGCCCCCGCACGCCCUGCACGCCCCGCACACCCCGCACGCCCACCAAGCGCAGCAUGGUCCCCACCUGGCGCACCGUCACUGCCACCACCGCCGGACGCUGUCCCUCGACACCAGAGAUUCGGUGGACCUGGCCGAGCUGGUGCCCGCCGUGGGCACCCACCCACGGACUGCCUGGAGGGCGGCAGGCCCGGUCCCCGGGCACGAGGACUGCAAUGGCAGGAUGCCCAGCAUCGCCAAGGACGUCUUCACCAAGAUGGACGACCGCCGGGAUCCCGGGGAGGACGAAGAGGAGAUGGACUACACUCUGUGCUUCCGCGUCCGCAAGAUGAUUGACGUCUACAAGCCUGACUGGUGCGAAGUCCGCGAGGACUGGUCUGUCUACCUCUUCUCCCCCGAGAACAGGUUCCGCGUCCUGUGUCAGACCAUCAUCGCCCACAAGCUCUUCGACUAUGUCGUCCUGGCCUUCAUCUUCCUCAACUGCAUCACCAUCGCCCUGGAGCGGCCCCAGAUUGAGGCCGGCAGCACCGAACGCAUCUUCCUCACUGUGUCCAACUACAUCUUCACAGCCAUCUUUGUGGGCGAGAUGACACUGAAGGUGGUCUCGCUGGGCCUGUACUUCGGUGAGCAGGCGUACCUGCGCAGCAGCUGGAAUGUGCUGGAUGGCUUCCUUGUCUUCGUGUCAAUCAUCGACAUUGUGGUGUCCCUGGCCUCGGCCGGGGGAGCCAAGAUCCUGGGGGUCCUCCGGGUCCUGAGGCUGCUGCGCACCCUGCGACCCCUGCGUGUCAUCAGCCGGGCGCCUGGCCUGAAGCUGGUGGUGGAGACGCUCAUCUCUUCCCUCAAGCCCAUCGGCAACAUCGUCCUCAUCUGCUGUGCCUUCUUCAUCAUCUUCGGCAUCCUGGGGGUGCAGCUCUUCAAGGGCAAGUUCUACCACUGUCUGGGCAUAGACACCCGCAACAUCACCAACCGCUCCGACUGCGUGGCCGCCAACUACCGCUGGGUCCACCACAAGUACAACUUCGACAAUCUGGGCCAGGCCCUGAUGUCCCUCUUUGUGCUGGCCUCCAAGGACGGCUGGGUGAACAUCAUGUACAAUGGACUGGACGCUGUUGCUGUGGACCAGCAGCCGGUGCCCAACCACAACCCCUGGAUGCUGCUCUACUUCAUCUCCUUCCUGCUCAUCGUCAGCUUCUUCGUGCUCAACAUGUUCGUGGGCGUCGUGGUGGAGAACUUCCACAAGUGCCGGCAGCACCAGGAGGCCGAGGAGGCGCGGCGGCGCGAGGAGAAGCGGCUGCGGCGCCUGGAGAAGAAACGCCGGAAGGCCCAGCGGCUGCCCUACUAUGCCACCUACUGUCCCACACGGCUGCUCAUCCACUCCAUGUGCACCAGCCACUACCUGGACAUCUUCAUCACCUGCAUCAUCUGCCUCAACGUGGUCACCAUGUCCCUGGAGCACUACAACCAGCCCACGUCUCUGGAGACAGCCCUCAAGUACUGCAACUACAUGUUCACCACUGUCUUUGUGCUGGAGGCUGUGCUGAAGCUGGUGGCAUUUGGUCUGAGGCGCUUCUUCAAGGACCGGUGGAACCAGCUGGACCUGGCCAUCGUGCUGCUGUCGGUGAUGGGCAUCACGCUGGAGGAGAUCGAGAUCAACGCGGCGCUGCCCAUCAACCCCACCAUCAUCCGUAUCAUGCGGGUCCUGCGCAUCGCCCGGGUGCUGAAGCUGCUGAAGAUGGCCACGGGGAUGCGGGCCCUGCUGGACACCGUGGUGCAAGCUCUGCCCCAGGUGGGCAACCUGGGCCUCCUCUUCAUGCUGCUCUUCUUCAUCUAUGCUGCCCUGGGAGUGGAGCUCUUCGGGAAGCUGGUCUGCAAUGACGAGAACCCGUGUGAGGGCAUGAGCCGGCACGCCACCUUCGAGAACUUCGGCAUGGCCUUCCUCACGCUCUUCCAGGUCUCCACUGGCGACAACUGGAACGGGAUCAUGAAGGACACCCUGCGGGACUGCACCCAUGAUGAGCGCAGCUGCCUGAGCAGCCUGCAGUUCGUGUCGCCGCUGUACUUCGUCAGCUUUGUGCUCACGGCCCAGUUCGUGCUCAUCAACGUGGUGGUGGCCGUGCUCAUGAAGCACCUGGACGACAGCAACAAGGAGGCCCAGGAGGACGCUGAGAUGGACGCUGAGCUGGAGCUGGAGAUUGCCCACGGCCUGGGCCCCGGCCCGCGGCCACCUGCCGGCUCCCCGGGGGCACACGUGCCUGGCCGCGGGCCAGGAGGGGCGGGUAGCGCGGGCGACGCCGAGGGCCACCUGAUCCGAAACUGCUAUUCGCCAGCCCAGGAGAACCUGUGGCUGGACAGCGUCUCUUUAAUCAUCAAGGACUCCUUGGAGGGGGAGCUGACCAUCAUCGACAACCUGUCCGGCUCCAUCUUCCACCACUACUCCUCCCCGGCCAGCUGCGAGAAGUGUCACCAUGACAAGCAGGAGGGUCCUCCGGGCUUGCAAACACCUCUGCGCGUGCGGGUAGCCUGCACAGGGCCACGGGUGCAGCUGGCCGAGACAGAGGCCUUCUCCCUGAACUCAGACAGGUCCUCGUCCAUCCUGCUUGGCGAUGACCUGAGUCUGGAGGACCCCGCAGCCUGCCCACCUGGCCCCAGAGACAGCAAGGGUGAGCCGGACCCGCCUGAGCCGAUGCGGGUAGGGGACCUGGGUGAAUGCUUCUUCCCCUUAUCCAACACGGCUGUCUCGUCGGAUCCGGAGAACUUCCUGUGUGAGAUGGAGUCGAUCCCAUUCAACCCCGUCCGGUCCUGGCUGAAACACGAGAGCAACCAAGCAGCGCCCCCGAGCCCCUUCUCCCCGGAUGCCUCCAACCCACUCCUGCCCAUGCCGGCCGAGUUCUUCCACCCUGCUGUGGCCGCCAGCCAGAAAGGACAGGAGAAGGCCGCUGGUGCCGGGACCCUCCCCAAGAUUGCCCUGCAGGGCUCCUGGGCCUCCCUGCGGUUGCCAAGCGUCAACUGCACCCUCCGCCAGCAGGCCACGGGGAGCAACACGUCGCUGGAGGGCAGCCGCAGCAGCUCGGCGGGCAGCCUGCAGACCACGCUGGAGGACAGCCUGACCCUGAGCGACAGCCCGCGACGCGCCCUGGGGCCGCCCGCGCCCGCCCCGGGGCUCCGCGCCGGCCCGUCGCCAGCCGCCCGCCGUCGCCCGAGCCUGCGGGGCCGGGGCCAGUUCAGCCUGAGCGGGCUGCGGGCGCAUCAGCGCAGCCACAGCAGCGGGGGCUCCACCAGCCCGGGCUGCACCCAGCACGACUCCAUGGACCCGUCGGACGAGGAGGGCGCGGGCGGCCGGGCCGGCGGGGGCGCGGGCAGCGAGCACUCGGAGACGCUCAGCAGCCUUUCGCUCACCUCCCUCUUCGGGCCGCCGCCCCCGCCGCCCGGCCUCCCGCCCGCGCGCAGGUUCAGCAGUACCAGCAGCCUGGCCGCCGGCCCCGGCCAUCCCCGCGCCGCCGCCCGGCCCCAAGGCCUGGCCCGCAGCCCCUCCUGGGCCGCCGAUCGCCGCAAGGACCCGCCGUGCCAGGCCGAUCCGGCCGCCGCCCGGGGCCCCUGGGCGCCCGAGCCGCAGCCGCCGCCGGGGGAGCCACAGCCCGGGGACGCCGCGAGCCAGGGGAGGAGAUGAGGGCCGCCGCCCGCCCGCCCCGUCUCACCUUCUUUACCUCAGGAGCCAGGGGCAGACAGCAAUACUUCGUCCGCGACCUGGCCGCCGCGCCGAGCCGCCGGGGCUGGGGGAGGAGCAGGGUCCGGGCUGCCGAGGCUCAGAUGGGCUCAGCGUGGUCCUGCCCGUGCAUAUACGUGUAUACAUAUGCAUAUACAUAGAGACAGACAUAUAUAUUUAUUUAUUUUUUCUACUGAGAGCUUAUGACUUCCAGAAAGUGCUGAAGGUGGGGAGUGCGGGUCCGGCCCAGACGGGGCUUUCGCCUGAUGUUUGGGGCCCAGGCCAGACCCGCUCCAGGGCAGAAGGUCCUGCCGGGGCGUUGGCAGCCGUGAUUUCUGGCGUCUCCCCUGGGCCGAGAGUAGCUUGGAGAGGGCUCUCAGGCCCCCGAGGGCCCCGUGGCCAGGGAGACAGGCCCAGAAGAAGAGGUGGGAUUCAGGGUGCAUUUUUUUCCUUUAAAGAAGAAACGCUGCUAGGAUCCCGCCCGUCCACGUGUUGGGGUGUCUGUCUUGUUCCCGGGCGUCUAGUUGUUGUGACAGUCUCUUGUAGAUGCCCCAGAACACACAAACUCUCUUAGUCAACCAGUUAGGUGUCUUUCUUUAGAAAAACCAGGGGCGAAUAGUCGUAUUUUUUUAGGGCAGGGGUGGGGGGAAGGGCGUCUCCAAGGCUGGGCAGGGGCCUCUGCCUCAGGUGAGGUCCUUGGCCCGGGUGGCUUUGCCCCAAGGAGGCUGAGGGCAGCGAGGCUGCAGGAGGGAGAGGAAAGGUGGAGGCAUUAAGCAGAUGAGAUGCUUGAAGGUCAAGGGAACCCGCCUGGUCUGUGCUGGUCGGGCUGCCCCUGGGGCUCCUGGGCUCGGGCAGUCAGUGGCUGGUUACUUAUUGCCUUUUAUCCCCCAGGUGGUCCCUGAGCCACGGCCAUUCCAGGAGGUUGUACCGCCCCCUCCCCUCACAACCCCCUGUCCCCUGAGCUGCUCUGCCGCCCCUCUCCCCACCCUCCAUGGAGUUCAGGGUGAAGCAGAUCUGACAGGAUUCUGAGCAGGGGUGACGCCCAGCCUGACACCUGGAGACCACAUUCCCCCCCCCUCCCGCUGCUUGUCUCUGGGUCUCUGUCUCAUACCCAUCACCCCCACUUUCCCAAAGCUGCAGUGCUUCCCAAAUGGGUCACGGACGGGUAUUUUUUUAUUUGACUAGUUAUGCAUUUAUUUUAGUAUUUAUUAGAAAAAAAACAGUACACUGACCCCAUGAUUUCACAGACAUAUUGCUGAGGUCAAGGCUAGUUUCUGAGCAGUGAAUGGACUUGAAGUCAGUCUGAAGAAGGUUGGGAAGUGGUGGUGGAAUGGUCUGCGGACACGCAGGGGUCAUGGGGUGGGAAAGGCUGCAAGUUGGGACCCACUGUGCUUCAGGAAUAACCAGGCCCUUUGCCUGUGUGAGAUCGUCUCAGUGGCUUCAGCUGGGCCCCGCUGAGGAGCCCUUGACCUUGUUCCCAAACCCUGACCUUAAAGAGUCUGGCUUUGGGCUGGGCUGCAAGCUGUGGGGAGGGUCUGCUUGACGGGCUCUGGGUGUCUUCUGGGCAGCGUAGGGCCCCCUGGGGCCUGGGCAUCGUGCACAGGGAGAGGGCAAUGUGGCCUGCAAAGCCUUUCCCCCAGAGCUGCUGGGGGGAAGGGUUGCCAGGCCCACUUUACACCUGAGGAAACCAAGGCCCAGGGAGGUGAAGGGGCCACCCCAGGAUCCCCUGGGGCCUCGGGCACCUGAGCCUGGAACGUGCAACAGUGACCCUGAGUUUCAGAGCAGGUGGAUCAGAAGCCAUAGGCUGGCCGCGGCCUCUUGCAGGGGGGCGCGGUGAGACCUGGCUUUGCCCCUGAGCUUCUGGAGCCCCCCCUCCUCGCCCAGAAGGGCGGUGGUGGGCAGUCCUCUUCGAGGGGUCGCUAUGAGGACACACAAAGCGAUGCCCAGACGCUGUGCUCCCUCCCAGGACGGGAGCCUCCAGGGUGGGAGGCUGGCUGGGCCUGGGGUCGCGUCCCCUCCCGCCCCCAGUGGCCUGUUGGCUGGUGAGGGAGGCCGGGCCCAAGUCCCAAGCCGCCUGCCUGCCCCAGAGAGCCUUGCGCUGGCUGCCUUUGCCACGCCCAUGGCUUCAUCACGGGGUGGGGCGCUCGCUCGUCUGGGGAAGAGGAGGGCUCGGGCAGCCUGCCUGGCUCUGCCUCGCCCUCCCUCCCAGCGCCAUGCUGGCGCCAGCCAUCGAGGCGGAGGAGAGGCCACGCACACCGUGGCUGCGCAUGGCAGCGUGUUCCUGGAGGGACGUGUGUGCUGGGGGCCGGAAGGUGGCCAGUGGGACCUGAGAGGACCGUGUGGAGGGUGGGUUGGCGUCCAAGGGGAUGGCAUGUGACACUGGUCAGCGGCUUCCAUCUUCUGGGCUCAGGUGUCAUCCUGUUUACUCUGCACGGUGGCCCUGAGCCGUGUGCACUGCUGCUCCAUGCACAGACCAGGGAAGUGACUUUCGUGGUGACUUUCUUGGUGUCACCGGGUUAUAAGUGGCUGGGCAGGGAACACAUCCCGGGCGAGUCUGACACAGAGCCAUCCUUUUACCCUGAACUGAGUGACCCCAGAACCAGCAGACACGUGGGAAGAGUGACCCAGGCAUCGCCUGAGCGAUGGUAUGAGGGCUGGACAGAGCAGGGUGUGUCUGGAGGUGGGCAUAGCUGUACUCGAAGCAUAGAAGUUUUGCCUGAGCGAGUUGUGGGAGAUGGGGCUGGCUCCUGGAGGGUCCCAAAUGCUGACCCCAGGCACUUGGCCUUUUUCCUGGGAGCUACAGGCGAUGGGGGACCAGGGAAGCUGUGAUUGGCCAGGAAAAACCCAAAUGGCUAAGGGUUGGGUGAAUAGCCCCUCGGCCCUCCCUGAUCCUGUGGCCUGUCCAUCACAAAAGCACAAACCUACCCUAACCCACAUGGCCUGGCCCUGCGGAGAGUGAGGACCCUGGUGCUGGACACCCCAAGCUGUCUGUUUGCAGGCUUCUGCAGUGUGGUGGCUGGUGGGCCCCUCAACACCUGUACAAAGGGACCCAAGACCAGAUGGGGCAUAGUCUACCCAGCCAAACCCUUUUCCUGUCCCCUGCCGGGCCUCCUCCUGCACCAGGCAGCCCCCUAAAAGUGGACGAAGUGUGCACAGUACCAGCCUGUCUGCCUGUCUUCCCCCCAAAUCUUCCCACUGGAGCUUUCUGUUUCCAGGGCCACCUCUGGCCCCCUUUGCUGCGCUGUGUAAGGGCUUGGGUUCUUAGAAGCCGCUGUUUAGCCCAGGUACACAUACUCUUUUUGUCUCUGCGCAAUAAUCAGUGUUCCUGGCAGAGUCCGGGCCAUGCUGGGGUUUAGGGAGGAGACAGAGGCCACCUCCUCCUGGAAGCCCUCGACCCAGCCCUGCUGCUGUGACUAUCGCACUCCCAGUCGCUGUACAGUUUCUAUGGUGUGAAUAAACUUCCCUCCUAGUUGCUGAUGGCGCUGGUACCUGCUGGCCCAGAUGGCCUGGGAUAGAGAAACCAAGCGGCAGCCGCCACCAGUGCUGUUUUGAAUAAAACCCAGAAGCUUAUUUCAG
Molecule: messenger RNA, 13174 nt
Organism: Globicephala melas (long-finned pilot whale)
Lineage: Eukaryota; Metazoa; Chordata; Mammalia; Artiodactyla; Delphinidae
Gene: CACNA1I
Product: calcium voltage-gated channel subunit alpha1 I
Biological process (GO): positive regulation of calcium ion-dependent exocytosis; calcium ion import; membrane depolarization during action potential
Cellular component (GO): neuron projection; voltage-gated calcium channel complex; plasma membrane
Molecular function (GO): voltage-gated sodium channel activity; low voltage-gated calcium channel activity
Source: RefSeq, a predicted model, not a curated record